CGCCAUCUUGCGGGUGCUGUCAGGUGAUCAAAAGUCACAAGACUGAGCGCAGAUCCCGUGCUGCAGUGAAUCGUUCACACCGUCGGAGCUCUCAGCAACGAGCUGCUAAGCUACUCCAAGUGCGAAGAUUUUCGAGCGAAGUUCUAGUCCUACUCCAUCGUUCCCAGUCGUGAUGGCUGCUCCAACGACCCUCAACCGAGUCGAGGCUUUCCGCGAACAUGGAAUGGCUGUAACUCGAGACUACAUAUCACAGCCCCGUAUGAUCUACAAAACCGUUUGUGGAGUCAACGGACCCCUGGUCAUCCUCGAUCAAGUCAAGUUCCCCAAGUACGCCGAAAUCGUCCAACUGGUUCUAGCCGAUGGAACUCCACGCACGGGUCAAGUUCUCGAGGUUUCGGGAGACCGAGCUGUUGUCCAGGUGUUCGAAGGAACGUCAGGAAUCGAUGCCAAACAUACCGUGUGCGAAUUCACCGGAGAUAUCCUGCGUAUUCCUGUGUCCGAAGACAUGUUGGGUCGAGUUUUCAAUGGAUCCGGGAAGCCCAUCGACAAGGGCCCCGCCGUACUCGCCGAGGAUUUCCUGGAUAUACAGGGUCAGCCCAUCAACCCGUGGUCCCGUAUCUAUCCCGAGGAGAUGAUUCAGACCGGUAUAUCCGCUAUCGACGUCAUGAACUCGAUCGCUCGAGGCCAGAAGAUCCCGAUCUUCUCGGCGUCCGGUCUGCCGCACAACGACAUCGCUGCCCAGAUCUGUCGACAGGGCGGUCUCGUAAAGCGACCUGGAGCCGCCAAGUCGGUCAUGGACAACUCGACAGAAGACAACUUCGCCAUCGUUUUCGCCGCGAUGGGUGUCAACAUGGAGACUGCUCGAUUCUUUAAGCAGGACUUCGAAGAGAACGGCUCCAUGGACAACGUGUGUCUCUUCUUGAACUUGGCCAACGAUCCGACCAUCGAAAGGAUCAUCACUCCUCGUCUCGCUCUGACGACCGCCGAGUUCUUGGCGUACCAGUGCGAAAAGCACGUGCUGGUCAUCCUGACGGACAUGUCCUCGUACGCUGAAGCUCUUCGUGAGGUCUCGGCCGCCCGAGAAGAAGUGCCUGGACGUCGUGGUUUCCCCGGCUACAUGUACACCGAUUUGGCCACCAUCUACGAGAGAGCCGGACGUGUCGAAGGCAGGAAUGGAUCUAUCACCCAGAUCCCUAUCCUGACCAUGCCCAACGACGACAUCACCCACCCGAUUCCCGAUCUGACGGGAUACAUCACGGAGGGACAGAUCUGCGUCGACCGUCAACUCAACAACCGUCUCGUCUAUCCGCCCAUCAACGUGCUCCCAUCACUCUCUCGUUUGAUGAAGUCUGCUAUCGGUGAAGGUUUCACCCGAAAGGACCACGCCGAUGUUUCAAACCAGCUGUACGCUUGCUACGCUAUCGGCAAGGACGUUCAGGCCAUGAAGGCCGUCGUCGGAGAAGAGGCACUCAACGCCGAAGAUAUGCUCUACCUCGAGUUCCUCGCCAAAUUCGAAAAGAACUUCAUCUCGCAAGGCCGCUACGAAAACCGAACCAUCUUCGAGUCGCUCGAUAUCGGAUGGAAUUUGCUCCGCAUCUUCCCCAAGGAGAUGCUCAAGAGAAUUCAGCAUAAAAUCCUCGCGGAGUACUAUCCCCGAGGCGAGAGCAAGACCGCCGCCUCCAGCGCUCCCGACGAGAAACACUAGAGCGCGUAGCGAAACUCAUCUUUACUUCUCGACGAGGGAAACUGAGCAACAUUCAUUGCGCAGGAAUGCAAGCUUGAGGAGGAACGCAUGAACGCAUUGUUAUUUGAUUCCGUAGGCUGAAAACGUUUGUGAUAUGGUCGUCCCAAAAAAACGGCCGAUUCCAUCUUCUCCCCCUCCACCCAUGAUCGAGGUUAUGUGUGGUCAAAUCCGAUCUUGAAUCUGAUUUCCGAAGUAACUGUUUAACACCCGGGAGACCGCCGGCAUCCUCCGGACGAAAUUCCUUUGUUUUCGACUGAAAUCACCCGUAGAACUCAUUCAGAGUCAGAGGAGACUAGGUUGCAUAUCAGAUGGUCGACAGGAGAGUUUCGCGACGCUCAGACGGCCCUGCUGAAAACUCGCUCCAGGGUGACUGAUGCUUUUCGGAGGAGGCUCCGGAGAAACGCCUCUUCGGAGCCUCAAGGUUCCGGUCCAGAGCGUAAGAGCAAUUGAACGGGAAAUGUGAGCGAGAGAAGUGAACGUGACGGAGUUGAUUAUUAUUUUUUCUGUUGAACAAUAUCGAUGAAUUUUCAAAUAUGAUGUCAGAUUCCUCAUGGUGGUAGCUAGAUACACAAUUAGCGCGAAUCGGUCGGGGCUGCUGAAGAAGGCGGACACUUCGAUUCCUGAGUGUCGAACCGGCUCGGUACCGUCCGAUCCGCAUGUAUGGUCUAUCGAUAUUCGAAUACGUGUCUGGUUUAUCGAUGGAUUGAUAAAGGUCCUUGGACGUCGAUUAUAUCACCGAAA
Messenger RNA from Galendromus occidentalis (western predatory mite), 2485 nucleotides. It is a transcript of the gene Vha55, whose product is annotated as V-type proton ATPase subunit Vha55. Gene Ontology annotation, cellular component: proton-transporting V-type ATPase, V1 domain. Gene Ontology annotation, molecular function: proton-transporting ATPase activity, rotational mechanism; ATP binding. The record is from RefSeq and is a predicted model, not a curated record. The transcript has a single exon. Bases 173 to 1705 code for a protein of 510 amino acids. NCBI's taxonomy places the organism in Eukaryota, Metazoa, Arthropoda, Arachnida, Mesostigmata, Phytoseiidae. Gene Ontology annotation, biological process: ATP metabolic process; proton transmembrane transport; vacuolar acidification.